Molecule: messenger RNA, 2814 nt
Organism: Pristis pectinata (smalltooth sawfish)
Lineage: Eukaryota; Metazoa; Chordata; Chondrichthyes; Rhinopristiformes; Pristidae
Product: nuclear receptor coactivator 5-like
Exons: 10
Coding region: 85-1179 (364 amino acids)
Source: RefSeq, a predicted model, not a curated record
GGUGGGGGGGAGAGACAUGCGGGCCCGUGUUUCCGGUUCCGGUGCAGCUCGGCAGCGGGGGAGAGGCGGCUCCGGGAGGUAAAGAUGGCUACUUGGAUAAAGCCUAGGGUGGCCCCAACACACAAACUCAGCGCAGAUGGAAGUACAUAUGUAGCUGCAGAAUACAAUGUUCCCAGAGAAGCUCUGCCAAGAACUAAUGAAGUGGUGGAAUAUUAUGGUGGUUAUCCUGAAGGUUACACUGCAGAGGAUUACAACUACACCUGGAGUGAAGAAGCCUGCAGGCCUGAUGAUGGUCGUCGAGAAGAACUUUAUCAGCAGUUCUAUAAAGAAAUAGAAGAUGACUACAAUAAAGAAAAGCAUGCUGACUGCGUUGUCAUAGCCCUAAGCAAGCAACAGGGGGAUUAUGCCAAACUAGUAGGACGACGAGUGCAAGAACUGGGACUUCUCGUGGAUUUGGUAUACCUUAAGUUAGAGUUGGCUCUAGAUACUGCGCUGAAAGAUGUUCGUGAAGAAGGUUCCCCAUUUUGUGUCGUCGUCGGUGGAGAACAUCAGUCUCUUUCAUCUUGCACAGUGAUUAUUUUGUAUGCUGGCCACAAAGAACAUCGUAAUAUGCCCUUGGAAGACGCCUUGGACCUGAUUUCACGUGAACAUCAGCGUAUAUUUGGUGAAAAUCUGGAAAAAGAACGACUUGAGAUUGCACACAAAGCGGCUAAUUUAGCAGAUGAUUAUCUUCAUCGUGAAUCUUACGCUGAAAGUCACGUUGUGCCAAGCACCAUCCGACAUCUCCUAUUUCUGAUUGGUGAUGGAAAACAUCUUUAUGCUGAGGAGCUGCAAGCAGUUAUUGAGUAUUUGAACAAAAGAAAAGAGGAUGUUGAAGCAGAGGUGAACAAUGCUUGGCAAAACUAUCAAGAAGAGAGAACUGAAGCUUAUCAGUGGCCACAUGAAGCAUCUCUUGUUCAACAAGCUACUGGAACUGAGAGUUACUAUGACGUAGGCAGUGUUUCACAAACUUCCAGCAAGCCCAAGCCCCUCCUUCCAACACCAGUCAGGCCUCCCCUUUUGGGUCAUGCACCUCUUUCUCAGAAAAAAACGCCUCUUUUGGGUGAUCGGCCAAUUAGGGCUCUUCUGCCUGCUCCAGGUCAUCCAUUAAAAUUAGGUGCUCGACUCCAGUUGCAGUAAAGAAUGACAACUUUGAAGCAUUGGAAUGCAUACUGCUUUGGAAUAGAGUUUCUACGUUCAAUACAGCAUUAUUUGAAGAGCACCAGAAGUAUACAGCACCAUACCAUACUAAUACCAUGGGACACCUUGAUAAAUAGUCACAGACUGUGAAUUGUAAACUGUAGUAUUUUAGCAUUUUAGAAUGAUCCCAUUGUAAGUUCAAGUUUCUUUUAAAGGUGUAUGCCAAUGUCAUGUAUAAGGACCAUUUUUUUUGUAAUUUAUCAACGUCGCCAUGAAUAGUUUUGAAAAGGUUGGGAAAACCCCUUUGAUAAAUAUAUCUUUUGCAAUGGUUGUUUAUUAUUUCAUUUGUUGGAUGCUUGUUCAAAAAUUUCCCUUCUGUUCUUAAGAACCUUUUUUACAAGGUUUUAUUGUAUGGUGAUUUUCUUUUAUUACGGAGACAUAAAAUGUACUCUACAAUGCUUUUGGAUCACAGACUCCUUCCAUGUGAGUAUAUCUAUAAAAGUAAAUUGAGCAAAUAUCACCAUACAAUAUUAUCUUGGCCAGACUUGUACAACUGUUCACUUGACUGCUUUUUUGUACUGAGCAUUGUAACAGUGCUGCAUUGAUUUGAUGAGGAAACAAUAUGUUCAGUAUAUUCCAAUUAAAGUAAUUAAAUUUAUUUAAUGUAUUGAUAUACACCUCUGUUAAAUGAAGUUUCUAAUUAUUUUCAAGGGUUGCUGAAGUUGGGGGGGGGGGGGGGGCAGUGGUGGGGGGGAAGAACUGGUGAACCAUUUCAGAAACCAGAGUUUUCAGUGUUACAAUGUGAGACUAUUUUAAAGGGAUGUCUUUUGUAACAACUGAAGAAAAAGUCACUCUUUGAAUGGAAUAAAGGUUCCACUUUUUCUUCCUAAUGCUUUUGUUUAAACCUGUAAAUUAUUUGAUGCAACACAUUGAAGUUUGAUUUAAAGCAGGAAGAAAAGCUUUUUGUAAUCCAACUCUCUUGGUUCAUGUGUUCUUGCAUUUGCACUUAACCACUUUAUCAACAAACAAUAUUUUGUUGGUCCUUUGAAUUUUUCCCCCUCAGUUCUGAAGUUGCAAACAUGCUGUAUUAAAUGCUCCUUUUUGCAUUGGCUAUAUAUGAGGUUAAAACUUGCAGUACUAUCUCACUGUCACUGUUUAAUAUUCUUUGCUCAGAAUUACUGAUCUCUCUCAGCUUUCACUUUUUUUCAGUUUUUUUUCAAACAUUUUCCUUUAAAGCAUUACCUUGUUAUACCUUAUCUUUUGAUGGUGUCCCAUUGUAUGGGUUUUCACCUGACUCUCAAUCUAGAAGAGAAUGAAUGCUUAAAAGUAUGGAUCCAAUGCUUCUGGGGAAAUCCCUUCAGUGAGAUGAGUAACAUCCUUUUUCACUUUGUUUAGACAAAGAUAAAGCUAAAAUUGUUGUCCUAACUUAAUACUUUGGCCUUUAUAGGAAAAUGACCACAUUCCAUUAUAUGUACUGAAGGUUUGGGUGGUUAGAAAAUGUUCAUUGUUGUGUGGGGCAAUAAUUAAAUAGAGGGGAAUGUUAGAAUUUUGUCAGAUAAUUGCAUACUAACCAGCAAAAUAAUAUUUUGUAAUGGUACUGAAGUUUUAAAAAAAAUUAAAAAUAUCUUAAGGACA